GGCUCGUACGCUGUCUGCCAGCCAACGUAAUGAUAGUUUCAGCUUAAAGUCAGCUGGUAACGUCUGCCUCGUUAAGUUCUUAGCAGAAAACAGCAGGUGACCCGGCCCAGAAGAGGAACACUAUGCAUGACGCGUAUGAGCCUGUGCCUAUUUUGGAGAAACUGCCACUCCAAAUAGACUGUCUUGCGGCUUGGGAGGACUGGCUCCUUGUGGGAACAAAACCAGGCCACCUUCUUCUCUACAGGAUCAAGAAGGAUGCAGGAACAAACAGGUUUGAGGUGACCCUAGAAAAAUCCCACAAGAACUUCUCCAAGAAGAUCCAACAGUUGUAUGUGGUCUCUCAGUUCAAGAUUUUGGUCAGUCUUUUAGAGAAUAACAUCCAUGUCCACGACCUACUCACGUUCCAGCAGAUCACAGUGGUGUCCAAGGCUAAAGGAGCUACACUGUUUGCUUGUGACCUCCAGCAGUCCAACUCAGGGGAGGCCAAGCUGCGAAUGUGUGUAGCUGUCAGGAAGAAACUGCAGCUUUAUUAUUGGAAAGACAGAGAGUUCCAUGAAUUGCAGGGAGACUUUGCGGCACCUGACAUACCCAAGUCCAUGGCUUGGUGUGAAAAUUCCAUCUGUGUCGGAUUUAAGAGAGACUACUAUCUGAUCCGGAUGGAUGGGCGUGGCUCAAUCAAGGAGCUGUUCCCCACGGGAAAGCAGCUGGAGCCUCUGGUAGCCCCGCUAGCCGACGGAAAGGUCGCAGUCGGUCAAGAUGACCUGACAGUAGUCCUGAACGAGGAAGGUGUCUGCACACAGAAAUGCGCCCUCAACUGGACGGACAUACCUGUCGCAAUGGAGCAUCAGCCUCCGUACAUCAUCGCCGUGCUCCCUCGUUACGUGGAGAUCCGAACGUUUGAGCCCAGGCUGCUGGUCCAGAGCGUGGAGCUACAGAGACCGCGUUUCAUCACCUCUGCAGGGCCCAAUGUCGUGUAUGUUGCCAGCAACCAUUUCGUCUGGCGACUUGUCCCGGUCUCCAUAGCGAGUCAGAUCAGGCAGCUCCUACAGGACAAACAGUUUGAGUUGGCCCUUCAGUUGGCGAAGAUGAAGGAUGAUUCAGACGGAGACAAGAGGCAGCAGAUUCACCACAUCCAGAACCUGUAUGCCUUCAACCUGUUCUGCCAGAAGCGCUUUGAUGAGUCCAUGCAGGUGUUUGCUAAGCUGGGCACAGAUCCCACUCACGUGAUUGGACUGUACCCAGACCUCCUUCCAUCUGACUACAGAAAGCAGCUUCAUUACCCUAACCCUCUGCCCGCUCUGUCUGGGCCUGAGCUGGAGAAAGCUCAUCUUGCUCUCAUAGACUACCUUACACAGAAACGCAGUCAUUUGGUGAAGCAGUUAAAUGAUUCGGACCCUUCUACCACUUCCCCCCUUAUGGAGGGCACACCCACAAUCAAGAGCCGCAAGAAGCUCCUACAGAUCAUUGACACCACCUUGCUAAAGUGCUAUCUCCACACUAAUGUGGCCCUGGUGUCGCCUCUCCUACGGCUGGAGAACAACCACUGUCACAUAGAGGAGAGUGAAUACGUGCUUAAGAAGGCCCAUAAGUACAGCGAGCUUAUCAUUCUGUAUGAGAAAAAAGGCCUGCACCAGAAAGCCCUGCAGGUCCUGCUGGAUCAGUCCACUAAAGCUAAUUCUCCACUAAAGGGCCAUGAGAGAACAGUACAGUACUUACAGAGACUGGGAGUGGAAAAUCUGGGCAUUAUCUUUGAGUUCUCUCCAUGGGUGCUCAAGAGCUGUCCAGAGGAUGGACUGAAGAUUUUCACAGAGGACCUGCCGGAGGUGGAGUGCUUGCCGAGAGACAAGGUGCUGGACUUCUUAAAGGAGGGUUUUAAGGAGCUGGCAGUCCCCUACCUGGAACACAUCAUCUACGUGUGGGAAGAGACUGGGGCUGAGUUUCACAACGUGCUGAUUCAGCUCUACCUGGAGAGAGUGCAGUGCCUGAUGAAGGAAUACCUGAACUCACUGCCUGAGGGUGUACCAGCUGUAGCUGCAGGGAAGGAGGAGGGUGAGCUUGGAGAAUUACGGAACAAGCUGCUCACUUUUUUGGAAGUGUCCAGCAGCUACGAGCCAGAGAGACUAAUCAGUGACUUCCCUUUUGAUGGUCUUUUGGAAGAGCGGGCACUGCUGCUGGGUCGUAUGGGGAAACAUGAGCAGGCUCUCUUCAUUUAUGUGCACAUUCUGAAGGACACACACAUGGCAGAAGAGUAUUGUCACCGACAUUAUGACAAAUCCACAGACGGGAACAAAGAUGUGUACCUGUCCCUGCUGCGUAUGUACCUGUCCCCUCCCGAUGUGCACUGCUUAGGCCCCAUCAAAAUGGAGCUGUCUGAACCCCAAGCCAAUCUCCACGCUGCUCUACAGGUUCUGGAGCUGCACCACAGCAAGCUCAACACAACCAAGGCCAUAAACUUGCUGCCAGCGAACACGCAGAUCCGUGAGAUCCGGGUGUUUUUAGAGAGUGUUCUGGAGGAGAAGGCCCAGAGGAAGCGCUUUGACCAGGUCCUCAAGAGCUUGUUACAGGCUGAGUUCCUGAGGGUCCAGGAGGAGCGGAUCUUCCAUCAGCAGGUGAAAUGCGUGAUCACUGAGGAGAAGACUUGUCGAGUGUGUAAGAAAAAGAUUGGGAACAGUGCCUUUGCCAGGUAUCCAAACGGUGUGGUCGUCCAUUAUUACUGCUGUAAGGAUCGCAGCGUGUGUCCUACAGAGCAGUAACACACCCUGCAGGGACAUCAGUACGCACACCUGUCAUCUGGUCUACUGAGACCACCAACAGACUUCACCCCCAGGCCUCGUGCUCAACACAGCACCGCUGUGGAAACUGCUGGAAACAGAAGGAACCAAACGGCUGUCCUGCACAUAGAAAUGCCAUUCUCUUUCUCUCUCUCUCUCUUUCUCUCUCUCUCUCCUCUUGUUUUUUCUGUCUUCCUCUACCUUUCAGUCUGUCUUAAAUCUGUAGACAUGGUAAAGCUGUGUCUUUGAAAGGUCAAAUGUGUCUCAGACAUUGAGCUGAAAGCAUCUCAUCUCUGUGAAUGAAUCACACUCGCUGUUGAACAGUACGUUCCUUUUUGACUCCAGAAUAUGUUAAAGCUAAUGCACAGCAUGCAGCUCGUUGAUGUCUAAAUGCGCAUAAUGACACUGUUGAGAGACAAAAACACUCUUGAAAGCUACCUAAAGCAACUGCAUCUCACUUUUUAAACCUUCUCCUCUAUUGUCUGCUUUUCCCAUGACACCAAACAGAAUGCUCCGUCAUACUCUGGGUGUUUGUUUAUUAAUAUUGUUUUGAAGCAUUAUGUCUAUCUGUAGACUGUUAGUGCUGAACCCAAGAUGUGGAUGGGCUGUCAGUUUCUCUUUAUAUUACUUUUAGGAUGUCGAGACCACAGUGCUAUUGAGUAACCGGGUCAAAUUGUUCUGUACUGUUCUCUUAUCCAGUGGGCAGAAUUCACAGAUACCAUUUGUACAGUGCUUGCUAUGCACAUCCAUCAAGUUCAGCAGGCUUUUGAGUGAAUACUAACUCUUGUAUCUUGUUAUGCAAUGCAAAACAUGAAAGUAAGACAGUGUUUCAUCUAAGUGUCUGUUUUGGUACUCAUUAUUUUUUACCCCCACUCUUUUGUUUUUGAUUUUGUUUUUUUGUUGUUGUUUUUUUUUUUGCUGUGGUUUAGA
This is a messenger RNA of Chanos chanos (milkfish), 3701 nucleotides long. RefSeq names its product VPS39 subunit of HOPS complex (gene vps39). Gene Ontology annotation, cellular component: membrane; cytoplasm. Gene Ontology annotation, molecular function: protein binding. The record is from RefSeq and is a predicted model, not a curated record. The transcript has 24 exons. Lineage: Eukaryota; Metazoa; Chordata; Actinopteri; Gonorynchiformes; Chanidae. Gene Ontology annotation, biological process: vesicle-mediated transport; endosomal vesicle fusion; intracellular protein transport. The coding region runs from base 123 to 2753 and encodes 876 amino acids.